CAGUAGUCCGUAGAUACAUAAAUGUUAUCAGACUUGUUCAUCAGUAGUAUUUUGGAGUAAUUUCGUCACCAAACCUUCAGAUUUAAGGUACGUUGAUUCGCAGUGGAUUUAGCUGUUUAAAGUUCAAUCCAAUCGCAUUGUGGUACGUAAAACGGAGUCAGACUGGAGACAACGGAGGCAGCCAACGUCAUCAAUAUGACAAGAGGAACUUUUUCGUGGGAAGAUUUACGAAAGCAAGCGCGACAGUUGGAAAAUGAAAUUGAUGCAAAGUUGGUCAGUUUUAGCAAAUUGGGAUUAGGGUCAACACCUUUCAACAACUCAUCUAAAUCCAAUGGAGAAUCAGCUCAUCUGCUUGGAGAAAAUUUUGCCUUUGAAUCAGUCUCAAGUGAAAUCCAACAACUUCUCAGCAAGUUAACAGAGAUCAACUCCCAAAUGACUGAAGUAUCUGCCUCGCAAGCCCCAAGUGCAGCUUUGCAACACACUCUACAGCGACACCGUGACAUAUUGCAAGACUACACAACUGAGUUCCAGAAGACAUCAUCUCAUUUGUUAUCAAAAAAGGAGAGAGAAGAUUUGCUGGGAAGUGUCAGACGAGACAUAGAUGCCUAUAAAAAUGACAGUGGAAGAAACAGGCGUACUGACCUGUAUCUAAAAGAAAAUGAACACUUGAGAAGCUCUGAUAGAAUGGUGGAUGAUCAAAUCAAUAUCGCCAUCGAGACCAAAGAACACAUAACGAACCAACGCGGAAACCUGAAGCGCAUGCAGGCUCGCGUCAAUGAUUUGGCUUCUCGUUUUCCUGUCAUCAAUAGCGUAGUACAGCGCAUUAACUUCCGGAAAAGAAGGGAUGCCAUCAUUUUAGGAAGUGUCAUUGGCUUCGGAUGUAUUCUCUUGCUCCUCUACUCUCAGCGCUAAAUAACUUUAUAACGAAAAAUUUCUAUAUUUUACACUGUGAUGGCUCCUCCUCUUUUUAUUAUUUCCUAAAGGUUCAUUACAAAGCAUUUUCAGUCA
Molecule: messenger RNA, 1008 nt
Organism: Daphnia carinata
Lineage: Eukaryota; Metazoa; Arthropoda; Branchiopoda; Diplostraca; Daphniidae
Gene: Gos28
Product: Golgi SNAP receptor complex member 1-like
Exons: 6
Coding region: 196-912 (238 amino acids)
Biological process (GO): endoplasmic reticulum to Golgi vesicle-mediated transport; vesicle fusion
Cellular component (GO): SNARE complex; Golgi membrane; cis-Golgi network
Molecular function (GO): SNAP receptor activity
Source: RefSeq, a predicted model, not a curated record